GUAAACACUAAAUUGGUAAUAAACUUCAAUUCAAUUAUUGAAACUUUUGUAAUUACGGUGUUUAAUGAUUUUAAUUAUUAAUAAUUAUUUUAUUUACAGGGUUCAUACAAGGUGCUUAAAGUGCUUGAAGUACUAGAAUUUGACUUUUUGAGACGUGCUUGAAUUAUUGAAAAACAAUAUAUAUGAAAUUAGUCGGGUUAACCUGUCUAUAAUUUUUUUGUUCUUUUGAAAAAUUGUUUUGAAAAAAACAAUCUUUUCAUGCAAAAUUAAUGCUGCAGCCUGUCUGAUAUAGACAUAGAGCCAUGUGGGUGAUAUUGCUCAUAUAAAUAUACAAGUAAAUGACAGCUUUUAUUCUUCAGGUCAAUCCUAUAUUCAUGAAAAUAAAUCAUUUUGAAUAAGGAAAGCGAUAUAUUUGUCAUAGUAUCCUUUCAAUGUUAAAGUUACCACAGUCAUUGCAUGCAUUGCAUGUGCUGCACUUUAUUUUUCCGAAUUUGUUUUUAUAGUUUAUUUUUAUUUAUCUAUUUACCUUUUUUUGAAUUUGAAAGAUAAUAAAGAUAUUGUUUGAUAAGUCAGAUCUCUGAUUGUAGUCCUUGAAAACCAAAAAAAUAGUGCUUGAAAAGUCCUUGAAAAAUGUAUUUUACAGUAUCUGUACGAACCCUGUAUUUAAUGAUUGUAAUAUGUUGCCACUGCAUUAGCACUUAUUAUUUACAAUACUAUUAUAUUGUUUAAUAUUAUUUAGCAUGUUAUAGAAUACUUGAUUGUGAUUGGUCAAUAGUGUCUUUCUGUGGUUAAAUAUCUAAACUGUAUGAAAUUCAUGUCUACUUUCACUCACUGUCUUUCUGCUCACAGAAUAAAAUACUUCAGCUAUAAUCAAUAUUUCAAGUUCAUGUCUGUGUUGGGAUCUAAAGGAAUGCCGGUGAUCAGGUGGAUGUGAUUAUUGCGUGUCCAGAAGUUUUGUGGAUGGUAUACAUGAUGAAGAUGAAGUUGGAAGUAGACGCUCCGUUAGAAGAUUGUCUCCACCUGGUUUUGUUUUGCAGGCGUUUCAGUAUUUCACAUUCUUCUCAGUCCCUGAAGAUGAUCUGAGUCAAUGAGGUGAAAUUCAGUCCGAGGUUUCAGCCUUUCUUCUUCUCCCGCUGUUGUUUGUUUCUUCAUUUGUGUUCGCCUCUGGCAUUUCCAAGCUGUUUUCCUCUCUCUUUCUGUCUUACAGUGAUUUGUUGUAUGUGUUUGUCUCAGUGAAGCUCUGUUUCUAAAUCUAGUGAGCUGUCUACACAUGCAAAUUUCUAAGUCGUCUCAUAAGGCAGUACUAUAACUGCCCAGCUUUUCACAUUGGAAGCACGCCUGUGAUGCCUUAAAAUGCUGUCAAGUUUUGGAAACGAGCGAUUAUUAUUCAUUCUGCCACCCUGCACUCAUCAUCACACAUAUUGAUUUGAUUCGACUCACAAGAGUCUUUGUUUCAUGGUCUGUUUUGAGAAUAUGACAGAAUAUAAAGCAUAUUUUAUCAGAAUGUCCUGCUAAAUUGUAUUAGGUAAUGAUUUCAUUCAGAGAUCUCUCUCUCUCUUUCUCUCUCUCGUUGGUUGAUAACUGAGAGCUCGUUUAUUUUGCAGUCUCAGUUUCUCUUUAGUUUGUCCUUGACUUUCUGGAGGCAAUUUUCUCAAAAGACAAUCGAUAUCUUUCAGCGGCCCUGAACUUCCUGUCAUCCCUCGCUCCACUUACUUGUGUGCAUGUAAUUGAGAAAGUCAAGAGGCUUCAUUUACAUUUCACACUGAUUUGCAUAAUCCUAAAAAACAGGCUUUGUAUGCAAAAUAUAAUGAAUGUUUUUCUGUUGAUUUUGCUCAGUCCUUCGACUCUGACAGUUUUAAAGUUGAACUCGUGAAGAUCAGAGUCUGUGGAGAAACUGAGAGCUUGUACAGACUCUUACUCACAGUAAUUCAGUUUGAUUUGAAGGGCUGUUUUCCACUGUCUCUGUGUCCUUGUAAACUGAAGCUCUUCUUUAGAGUUUUAUACGUCUGUCUGUGACCCGUGAAGUACAGUUAUCAAACACAAGCGUCUCACACCUGCUAUGUAUAAAGUUUGAGCUAGACCUGGACAGUUUUUAUGAUCGAUAAAUGUACGAAUGUCAAGAUCUUUUAUGAAUGUAUUAGUGUUUAGCAGUGUGGAUUGAUUGCACAGUAACCGUAUAACACAUGUUAUUAAUUUAAAUCUCAGUUUAAUUAAAAUUUGUGCCCUGAAGUGUGCUGUGAUGUUUUAAUCUGAUUUCUGCUUCAUUUGGCGGGUGGGACGCAGCCAGCGCUCGCAGUCAUCAACACUGAAUACAAUUAUUGUGCAUUUUUAUUAAUAUUUAUAAUGCACUAAACAUCUCUCUUGUCCUUUGUUUUUACUGCAUCGCCCAAUAAAAUGGUUCCCUGCGGCUGAAAACAGCGUUCACACUGAAGCGAGACGUACAGGUCACUGCGUGCCAUUUAUAAGUUCAUAUGCGAACUCAGUCAGAUCACAAUUAGGGCCUUUUAUGAAAACUUUAUUUUUUAAGGAACAUCACACAAUUUUUGACAUUAUGAAUUGAAUCUUUUUGGAGUCUAAUAAGAGCUGAAUCGUGCCCCUGUGAGAUUUGAAUAAUUUCUGACUGAUCUCAGACCAGCUGUGAAUCUCAGAUCAGGAUGAAACGAGUGCUGGUUUCCUCUGAUCAUGAAGUGAAGUGAGCCUCGUUCACUCCAUCAUUAAUGAAUCACUCCACAUCCAACCAAUCAGAGUAUUCACUAAGAGAUGGUGCUUAUCCUUAACUCUAUCUAUCUAUCUAUCUAUCUAUCUAUCUAUCUAUCUAUCUAUCUAUCUAUCUAUCUAUCUAUCUAUCUAUCUAUCUAUAUGUGUGUGUGUUUGUGUGUGGGCCUCCAUCUGUCUUUCUCUCUCUGUCUUGCUCUCAUUCUUCUCUUUGUUCAUGGUAAAUUUGUGCUAUUCUUUCUCUCUAAACUCUCCUCUCAUUCAGUUCAGCUCUUGUUUUCUAUAAUUUGUGAGUUUCUGUUGUUCUUGUGUGAGUUUGAGAGUGAAGUGAGAGGACACAUGGUGAGCUGAAGCAUCUGUCUGAAAACCUUCAUCCCUCCUUCAUCAUCGUCUGAGUGUGUUUAAUUACAGAUCGACUCAUCAUCUGAGCACCAACGGCUUCUACGAGUUCCUGAACUGGUUUGAUGAGAGAGCUUGGUAUCCUCUGGGACGAAUCGUUGGAGGAACGGUCUAUCCUGGUCUGAUGGUGACCGCUGGUCUGAUUCACUACAUCUUGAACCUCGUCCACCUGACCGUCCACAUCCGGGACGUCUGCGUGUUCCUUGCGCCCGUCUUCAGCGGUCUGACGGCGAUCUCCACCUUCCUGCUGACGCGUGAGCUGUGGAGUCAUGCGGCGGGGCUCCUGUCCGCCUGUUUCAUGGCCGUAGUGCCCGGGUACAUCUCGCGCUCGGUGGCCGGAUCCUUCGAUAAUGAGGCCGUGGCCAUAUUCGCCCUGCAGUUCACCUACUUCCUGUGGGUGAAGGCCAUCAAAAGUGGAUCAGUGUUCUGGACCGUCGGAUGUUGCCUCUCAUAUUUCUAUAUGGUGUCAGCGUGGGGCGGUUACGUCUUCAUCAUCAAUCUGAUUCCUCUUCACGUGUUUGUGCUGUUGUUGAUGCGCCGCUUCAGUAAGAGAGUUUACAUCGCGUACAGCACGUUCUACGUCAUUGGUCUGAUUCUGUCUAUGCAGAUUCCUUUUGUUGGGUUUCAGCCAAUCAGAACCAGUGAACACAUGGCAGCGGCUGGUGUGUUUAUGCUGGUGCAGCUCUAUUCUUUCCUGCAGUACCUGCGAGAGCGACUGACACGUCAGGAGAGACAGACUCUGUUUUCUGUGGCUGUUUGUGCCGCUGCGCUGCUGCUGUUUGUGUGUGUCAUCUACCUCAGCUGCACAGGUUGGAUCGCUCCGUGGAGUGGACGCUUUUAUUCACUCUGGGACACGGGCUACGCCAAGGUUCAUAUUCCCAUCAUCGCGUCGGUAUCGGAGCAUCAGCCCACCACCUGGGUUUCUUUCUUCUUUGAUCUUCACGUCCUGGUGUGCACCUUCCCAGCAGGCCUCUGGUUCUGCAUCAGAAACAUCAGUGAUGAGCGUGUGUUUGUGGUGCUGUACGCCGUCAGCGCGGUGUAUUUCGCCGGUGUGAUGGUCCGUCUCAUGCUGACUCUGACGCCGGUGGUGUGCGUGCUGUCGGCCGUGGCUUUCUCCAGCGUGUUUGAGCGCUAUCUGAGCGACGAUCCUCCGGCUGAGGACGACAGGAGGAACUCUGGGAGUCUGUAUGAGAAGGCUGGUAAGGUGCGGAAGCAGGUCGUGUGUGAAGAGGGCUUGGGUUCAAACAUCAAGAGUCUGGUCAGCGUCCUGCUGCUGCUGCUGCUGCUCAUGUUCACUGUUCACUGCACAUGGGUCACCAGUAACGCCUACUCCAGUCCCAGUGUCGUGCUGGCCUCAUACAACCAUGACGGCUCGCGCAACAUCCUGGAUGAUUUCAGAGAGGCUUACUAUUGGCUGCGGCUCAACACCGGCCAGCACGCACGCAUCAUGAGCUGGUGGGAUUAUGGGUAUCAGAUCGCAGGCAUGGCCAACAGAACCACGCUAGUGGACAACAACACCUGGAACAACAGCCACAUCGCCCUGGUGGGGAAAGCCAUGGCGUCCAAUGAGAGUGUGGCGUAUGACAUCAUGAGGCUGCUGGACGUGGACUACGUGCUGAUUGUCUUCGGAGGGGUGAUCGGAUACGCCGGCGACGACAUCAACAAGUUCCUGUGGAUGGUGAGGAUCGCCGAGGGAGAACAUCCUCGAGACGUGCGGGAGAGCGAUUUCCUCUCGCCGCAGGGAGAGUUCAGGGUGGAUAAAGCCGCGUCUCCAGCGCUGCUCGACUGUCUGAUGUAUAAGAUGUCCUACUAUCGCUUCGGAGAAAUGCAGCUGGACUUCAGAACUCCUCCAGGAUUUGACCGAACGCGCAACGCUGAGAUCGGAAACAAGGACGUCAGGCUGAAGCACCUGGAGGAAGCGUUCAGCUCCGAGCACUGGCUCGUCCGGAUCUAUAGAGUCAAAGAUCCGGAGAACCGGCCGCGGCUGGAGCGCAAACCUCGAGUGACCAGCGCUGCUAACAAACACAAACACAAACACAAACGGAAGGUGACCAGGAGGAGACGUGGAUUCAUCAAAAACAAGCUUGUUCUGAAGAAAGGCAGAAGAUUAAACCGGAAACAGAGGCGAACUGGACUAAACUGAACUAAACUGGAUCACUGGUGUCUGGAGCUGCUGCAGUGGCUGGUUAUUAUUUUUCAUACUUGAAUAUGUGUUUGAUAAUAAGGGAACAGAUUGUUUUUAUAUGACAAAACGGAAAUGCGACACUUUUUAGCUGGAGAAUGAAGAUGUUGAACCAAAGAGCUCAUGUUCUCCUCAUAUCAGACAUUUACACUGACUGUUGCUGAGCGGAAAAUUACAAUUACACUCAAAAAUAUAUAUUUAGGCCUGAAUUUAAGAUUUAUGUGUUUGAAUUGCAUUAAAAAUUUUCCAUCUUUUUGUAUUUCACAGUUUUAAACUGAUUAACUUCAUGUGAUGCAUAAUAGUCAGUCAUACAUUUUUACAUAUUUUUAUAUAUUGUUUAUGACAUAUUUUCAAAAGGCAUUUAUUCAGAAUCAGCUUAGAAUCAGCAUAAAUCUGUCUUUUCAAAAAUGUAUUAAUAUUUUGUUAGUGUUUUUAUAUUUUAAUGUUUCUUUGUUAAUUUAGUUUGGAAUAUGAAUCAAAGAUGCAGUAAUUUUCAGCACUUUUGGACUGUUUCUCGUGACUUUUAAUGGAUUUUCUCUGUGAUAGAUGGACAACAUUAAAGUUUUUACAUGUAAUUCAUUUUAUUGUGCAGUUUAAUAUGCAAAAAUCAAUGAAAAUCUGCGCCUGAACAGUGUCUCUGAAUGCUGAUAUCACAUUGUCACUGAGGAGGAUCAAUCCGCAGACUUCAACUCAUGAAUUGAAUUGAAUUGAUUCUCCGUAUUUUUAUAUUGUCUCUCUGAACUGCUGAAGAUUUAUUUCUCAUUAAAAGUUCCUUAUUCUUCGUGCUUUUCUUCAGUUGUAGGCUGAUUGUGAUGGAGGUAAAAUACAAAUAAUAAAAAAAAAUGUUUUUUUGUUCAAAAUUGUAUUUUGUUUACAAAAACGUUCUAGGGAAAAAAAGACUUUUCCCAUAAAAAAAAAUAUUGCUCUGUGCUAAUGGUAUAUUAUAGUAUGUCAUAAUCCCUAUAUUCCCUUAACCUUCGUUACAAAUAAGAAUAUUAUCAUUACAAAACCCCUGAUGUUUUUGUGUGUACAGUAUACUUGCACUGUAGUUCAGCCGAUCCUCACUAGAGGACGCUAUAACAUCAAACCUGCCGAGCAGAUCUGGAUUAAAGGUAAAAAAUGUGGUGAAAGGACAUGUAUGUUACUAUUAUUUGGUUACAAAUGCUUGACAUUUCAAUAAUUUUGAAUGUCAGUGAAAAAAUACAACGCUGUGAGUGCUGAGGCAGGUUUAUUUCAAACAGAAAUUUCCAAAAUAUCUCUUGUCAGCUCCGUUUUACUCAGUUACACACGAUCAACACCGUUUAGAAAGACUUGCUGUAAAUUAUUUUACUCUGAGAAAAGCAAGGCAUGUUUCAUGUU
This is a messenger RNA of Megalobrama amblycephala (Wuchang bream), 6655 nucleotides long. RefSeq names its product dolichyl-diphosphooligosaccharide--protein glycosyltransferase subunit STT3B-like. Lineage: Eukaryota; Metazoa; Chordata; Actinopteri; Cypriniformes; Xenocyprididae. Bases 3239 to 5257 code for a protein of 672 amino acids. Gene Ontology annotation, molecular function: dolichyl-diphosphooligosaccharide-protein glycotransferase activity. The record is from RefSeq and is a predicted model, not a curated record. Gene Ontology annotation, biological process: post-translational protein modification. Gene Ontology annotation, cellular component: membrane. The transcript is spliced from 16 exons.